This is a messenger RNA of Macrosiphum euphorbiae (potato aphid), 273 nucleotides long. The record is from the annotation of a GenBank genome assembly. Lineage: Eukaryota; Metazoa; Arthropoda; Insecta; Hemiptera; Aphididae.
AUGAAACGCUGUUUAGAAAAGGACGACUCCACCAUGAACGAACAAAAUCAAGGCGCUUCGUGUUCUAAAACUAAAAAAAAUGCUGAUGAAUCUGAAGCUCAAAUUAGUUCAAUUGAUGAAACUACAGAUUUCGAUGAUGAUAUUAUAGCCAAUAACACUAGUGGUAUUGAGCAAAAGAAAUUUUUAAAUGAAAAGCGUAAAGAUUAUUUAAGCUGGGAUGAUCUUUUUAUGGCCAUUGCAUUUUUGACAGCCAAAUGCAAUAAAGAUCUUUAA